Mytilus trossulus (common blue mussel) is the source of this 14506-nucleotide messenger RNA. Its product is annotated as dynein axonemal heavy chain 2-like. Gene Ontology annotation, cellular component: dynein complex. The record is from RefSeq and is a predicted model, not a curated record. Lineage: Eukaryota; Metazoa; Mollusca; Bivalvia; Mytilida; Mytilidae. Gene Ontology annotation, biological process: microtubule-based movement. Gene Ontology annotation, molecular function: dynein light intermediate chain binding; dynein intermediate chain binding; minus-end-directed microtubule motor activity. The coding region runs from base 126 to 13745 and encodes 4539 amino acids. The transcript is spliced from 79 exons.
AAAUACAGUAAAUUUCUCGGUAAUUUACGAGAACAGACGUGAUCUAAAUAAAUCUAAAGCUGGAUGGUUGUUAAGUUAAAUUACAUAGAUGUUAUAAUAGAAAAAGAUACCUUACUUGAGUUGAGAUGUCAGAAAAGGGUUCUAGAACAGGAACCCCUAAUACAAAGAGGGGUUCUAAAGCUAGCACACCAAAAGGAUCAAAAGCAGGAACUCCAAAAGGAUCUAAAAGUAACACACCCCUACCAUCAUUAGAGUCUGCAGUUUCAGCAGCCAAUGGAUUGGCAGAGCAUGAUGACACAGCAGGAGGGGCAUCCAAUGGAACAUUACAGCCAGAAGGAGAUUUAUCUGUAGCUGUAAAUGGAACAGGAGACCUCGUAGAACAGACAGAACCAGAACCUCCUAAAGAUAUGGGACCAUCUGUGCUUUCCCUGAUUAAAAUGAGAAUAAAUGUGACAGGCCUGUCAGAAAACAUGUGGAAAGAACUCCAUGAAGAUGCUAUAAACAAUUUUAUUGAAGAACCAGGACUCAGAUUUAUGGUAGCUUUCAUUGACCAGUAUAAAGGAUUCAUUAUUGAGUAUUCAUUGCCUGCAUACUAUGUUGACCAGAUGACCUACUUCAUCAAAGCUGAUGGAGUUAAGGAAGUGACAACAGAAAACUUUCAUCACAUCUUUCAGUAUGGAACAGUUAAAGGACAACAUAUUGAAAGUCUACUCAGACUUAUGAUGGGAAUCUAUGCUCCAGCUUUCUUUGAAAAUACAACAUGGCCAGACAGUAUAAAAAAUGAUUUCUCAGCACAGCUACACAAAUUUUUGGCCAACUUGACAGACACACGAUGGAAGUUAGAGGGUAAAACAGUUCUGUAUAUUCCAUCUGAGGGACUGAGACUUAGAUCAGAGGGUGCUGCCAAAAACAAAGAUCUGGUACAAAGACUAGAAACUGCAAUGAUCCACUGGGCCAGACAAAUCAAAGAAGUAUUAACUACCCAGGAUGCAUUUGAAAUGGCUGAGAAUUCUGGUCCUCUAGAUGAGAUACAGUUUUGGAAGAACAGAUGUUCCGAUUUGACUGGUAUCAGCACACAGUUAGAUAAAGCAGGGGUUAAAAAGAUCACAGAAAUACUAACCUGUGCUAAAUCAUCAUAUGUAGCCCCAUUCCUUAAAUUAUCAGGAGAAAUUAAGGAAGGAUCACGACAAGCAGAGAGUAAUUUGAAGUUUUUGUUGGUGCUGAAAGAUCCUUGUUAUGAAUUGUCAGAGGCCAAACCUAAAGACAUCCCAGCCAUGUUACCAAAAAUACUCAACAUGAUCAGAAUGAUCUGGGUUAACUCAGAGUUUUAUAAAAGUAGAGAAAGGUUGACUGGUAUUCUGAAAAAGAUGAGCAAUGAGAUAAUCAGAAGAUGUUGUCGUGAAAUAAACUUGGACAGGAUAUUUGAUGGUUAUGUACAGACAGGUCUGCAGUCACUUCGUGAUUGUAUCGAGUGCUGUGAACACUGGAAGGAGAUUUAUGAUAAAACUGCUAAACUUCAUCACAAGUUUUCCCCAGAUGGAUGGGUAUUGGACAAAAGCAGUAUUUUUGCACAGAUAGAUGCCUUUGUACAGAGAUGUAAAGAUUUGAUUGAGAUCUGUGAUGCUCAGAUCCACUUUGCCAGAAGACAGGACGGAUCUAAGACAGAAAUGCCACAUUUUGCUGGACAAAAAGGUCCUGAGGUUGCCAGGAGCUUACUAGAAAUUGAAGCUGUUUUUGAAAAGAAUUUAAGUCAGUUGAGGGCUGUGAAAAAGACCAUCUUAGAUGUCAAAGCUACAUCUUGGCAUGAUGAUUACAACAGAUUCCGAGGUGGUGUAAAAGAUCUAGAAGUGAUGAUGCAGAAUAUAAUAACCUCAGCAUUUGAUACUGUGACCACUGUAGAUGCUGGAGUAGAGCUACUAGAUAUCUUCAUGCAUCUGGCUUCAAGAGAGGCAAUCAGAAGAACAAUUGACAAGAAAACAGUGGAUGUCUUCUCCAUGUUUAAUGAAGAACUGAAUGCUGUGAAGAAAGAAUUGACACACAAAACUCAACCACAAUCACCUAAUCAUCCUAAAUAUUCCGGACAGGGCUUAUGGGCCAGACAGUUAAAAAGAAGGAUUGAAAGGGGCAUGAUGGCAUUAGAUAGAGCCCACUUUUUGCCAUCCAUUGGUAUAGGACAGGAAGUCAGGAACCAAUACCAACAGCUCUGUCAGGCCUUGGAUGAAUACAUCAGAAAAACAUUCCAUGAAUGGACACUCACAGUCGAUAAAGAGCCAAUGAAACAGUUGGAAGUUCCAUUAAUGUGUAGAAGUCAUGAGAGACCACCUAUGUUGGACAUCAACUUUAAUAGGAAUCUGUUAAAGAUGUUCCAAGAAAUCCAUUACUGGGAGAGACUGAUGUUUGAGAUACCUCAUUAUGCAGUAGAUGUCUACAACAAAAGGGAAGAUCUCAGAGGGCUUAGGGAACAUGUGUUGUUGGUUGUUAGAGAUUAUAACAGAAUCAUAGCAGCCUUAUCCUUGGAAGAGAGAGGAAUGUUCAGAGAAAGAAUCCGAUUCCUUGACAAAAAGAUUCACCCCGGACUGACCAAACUGACGUGGGCCUCUAAGGGUAUCAGUGAUUACUUUAUAACCGACUGUCGUAUCAAUGCCAGUAAGAUCCAGCUGAUGGUGGAUGAUUAUAAGGGAGCUAACAUGGAUAUAUCAGGAUACUGUGUUAAGAUCAGUGAACAGUUACUCAUCAGUAUUGACAGCAGGAAAGUCUAUGAAAAUCUAGAAUUUGACGAUGAACAGGCUAAACAUAGAGAAAUUUCAGCCAAAAACUUAGCUAAAUUCCAUGAAGAGCUUGUCAGAACAAUGAAGAAGACUUAUGAAAUAUUCAGAACGGAUGGAAAUGAGGUACAACAACACUGGCACAGAUAUACAGAAAGGAUGGACAAAAUGGUGGAGGAAGCUUUCAGACUUAAUGUUAAAUGGUCAUUACAAGAACUCUCUAAAGCUGUCAAUGGGGAUGGCAAAUCUGCUCCUAAUCCUCUCUUCAGGGUCAAGGUCAUUCUUCAGGGAGACCAAGUUGAGUUCCAGCCCACACUGAAACAAUUAGCCAACAUUGUAAGCAGUAUCUAUGGACAUCUAACAAAAUCAAUUUCAAACAUAAAUAGACUUCCAAACUUAUUGACAAAGAAAAAAUCUACCAAAGAUCCAAUCCAUGAAGUAAUAGCUAGAGAUGAGGAGACAAAGAAGAUUCAUGGUGUAAUUAAUGGUGGAAUGUCAGCCAAUGCUACCAACUUGAAGAACUAUCUGGCUACCUGGGAUAAUUACAGAGAAAUCUGGGAAAUCAACAAAGACAUGUUUAUAAGACGUUACCAGAAACUUAAUCCACAAGUCUCAUCAUUUGAUGCUGAUAUUGCUAGAUAUGAUGAAGUAGCAAACAACGUCCAGACACAAGAGACUAUACUGAACAUUCAGUUUGUACUACUUGACUGUUCUCCUCUGAAGUACUCUAUUCUGAGUCAUUGUCAGGAAUGGCAGAACAAAUUUACAACAUUACUCAAACAAAUAGCAACUGAUGGUCUGAAGGAAUUAAAUGCUUUCCUCAAGGAAAAUGGUGAAAAUGUGAGUAAGAUUCCACAGACACUGGAUGAAUUGGGUAACAGUCUAAAUCUUUGGGAGAAGUUGAGCACUGGAUUAUGUGAAACAGAAGCCAAGUUCCCACCUCUGCAGGAUCAGUUUAACAUCUUAGAGAAAUAUGAAGUCCCUGUGGAAGAGGAGGUAUUGGCCAUGUUGAACGAGCUGAGUAAUGAAUGGCAUGUAUUCCAACAGAAACUUAUAGAUGCUGAGACCAUGCUGAAGAAGAACAAAGAACGGUUUAAGACAGGAUUAUUGGCACAGUCAGAAGAGUUUAAGAAACAGGUUCAUAAUUUGGUGGAUGAAUUUACAACUAAAGGACCAUUCACUAGUAACAUUAGUACUGAAGAAGCUGUGUCUAACAUUCAGGCUAUCAGAGAACAAUUAAAUACACUGAAGAAACAAGAACAAGAUAUCAGGAAGGGACUUAAUAUCUUCAAGAUUGAUCAACCUCCAUCUAAGGAAGUUGCUAACUUGGAGAAGGACUUGGAGCACAUUGAACAAAUUUGGUCCCUGAACAAAGAAUGGGAAGGCUUGUGGGCAGAUUGGAAAGUCAGCAAAUUUGAGGAAAUCAAAACAGAAACAAUGGAAUCCACUGCUCAAUCCAUGUACAAGAAACUGAACAGAUUUAGCAAAGAACUUAAGGAUAAAAACUGGGAAGUUGUAGAAUCCAGUAAGAACCGUGUAGACCAAUUCAAACGUACCAUGCCAUUAGUGGUAGAUCUGAAGAACCCAGCCAUGAGACCCAGACAUUGGGAGAAGAUACAGACUGAGAUGCAAAAAGAGUUUAACCACAAGGAAGCAGAUUUCACAUUGGAGAAGAUUAUUGAGUUUGGAUUUGAUCAGUUUGCUGAUACUAUCACUGAUGUAUCUGGUGCCGCGACCAAGGAAUUGGCUAUUGAAUUGGGACUUAAAGCUAUUGAUGAGUUAUGGAAUAUGACAGACCUUGAAAUUGUACCUUACAAAGACAAAGGACAUUUCAAACUUGUGAGCAUUGAUAACAUCUUCACAGCAUUGGAUGAUAAUCAAGUUCAAUUGUCCACCAUGAAAGCUUCUAGAUUUGUCAAAGCUUUUGAACAGGAUGUAGACAAAUGGGAGAAAACUCUGUCUCAGAUAUUGGAAGUUGUAGAGACUUUGUUGCAAGUACAGAAACAAUGGAUGUAUUUAGAGAAUAUCUUUUUGGGAGAGGACAUCCGUAAGCAGUUACCUAGAGAAUCAGCUGAUUUUGAUGAUGUGAAUGCCAAAUGGAAGGUUAUAAUGACCAGAAUGCACAAAGAAAAGAAUGCCCUACGCUGUACUCAUCAUGAAGGAGUAUUAGAAGCUCUGAGUGAGAUGAACUUGAAACUUGAAGACAUUCAGAAGUCUCUGGACACGUACCUUGAGACAAAGAGAGGAAUAUUUCCUAGGUUCUAUUUCCUGUCUAAUGAUGACUUAUUGGAAAUCCUGGGUAAUUCCAAACAACCUAUGUUGGUUCAGCCUCAUCUAAAGAAAUGCUUUGACAACAUCAAAUCUUUGGAUAUGUCAAAAGUGCAUGGAAUGCAAUGGCAGGCAACAGCUAUGAAAUCUGGUGAUGAUGAGAAGAUUGAGUUCCUGACUGCAGUGCCUCUAGAUGGACAAGUGGAGAACUGGCUAGGUGAUGUUGAGAGAGCUAUGGUGAAUACAUUGAUAGAAAAACUGACAGUGACUAAAUCUGCACUGAAAAAAUCCAAGAGAGAUAAAUGGUUGAAAGAUUUCCCUGGUCAGACUUGUAUCACUUCUAGCCAGAUUCAGUGGACAGCUGAUACCAUCAAGGCUCUUAAACAGACCCGGGACAGGGGAGAUAAGAAGGCUCUUAAGUCCAUGAAGAAAAAACAGGUUGGCAUGUUGAACAAGUAUUCUGAGAUGACUCGUACUAACCUCAGUAAGAUGCAGAGACUUAAGGUGACAGCCAUAGUAACUAUAGAAGUUCAUCAGAGAGAUAUCACAGAGAAGUUAGUCAAACAAGGAUGUUCUGAUGAGAAUGCUUUUGAAUGGCUCAGUCAACUCAGAUUCUACAUGGAAAGGGACCACCAAAAAGAUAUCUGUAUGAUCAGGCAGACAAAUACAGAAUUCCGUUAUGGUUACGAGUACCUGGGUAACUCUGGACGUCUGGUCAUCACACCAUUGACUGACCGUUGCUACAUCACACUGACCACUGCACUACAUCUCCACAGAGGAGGAAGUCCUAAGGGUCCAGCAGGUACAGGAAAGACUGAGACUGUCAAGGAUUUGGGUAAAGGAUUGGGAAUGUAUGUCAUUGUAGUCAACUGUUCAGAAGGUCUAGACUUCAGGUCCAUGGGAAGAAUGUUCUCAGGUUUGGCCCAGACUGGAGCCUGGGGAUGUUUUGAUGAGUUUAAUCGUAUCAAUAUUGAAGUAUUGUCAGUAGUAGCCCAGCAGAUUCUAUCCAUCCUUAGUGCCUUGGCUGCAGGGACAGAUAGAUUUGCUUUUGAAGGAAGAGAGAUUGACCUGACUCACACUUGUGGAAUCUUUAUUACCAUGAAUCCAGGUUAUGCUGGACGUACAGAACUACCAGAUAAUUUGAAGUCUAUGUUCAGACCUAUAGCUAUGGUAACACCAGACUCUAUGUUGAUUUCUGAGAUCACACUGUUUGGAGAAGGUUUUGGUAACUGUAAAGCUCUGGCUAAGAAGACUUACACCCUUUACUCUCUGGCUGAACAGCAGUUGUCUAAACAAGAUCAUUAUGACUUUGGUCUCAGAGCUUUAGUGUCUGUACUACGUUAUGCAGGAAAAAAGAAGAGAAACAGCCCUAACUUAUCAGAUGAAGAGGUUUUACUGGCCUCUAUGAAAGACAUGAACCUGGCAAAGAUGACUUCAGCAGAUUUACCAUUAAUUAAUGGUAUCAUGUCAGAUUUGUUCCCAGGAAUAGAAACUCCAGUGGCAGACUAUGCUAAGAUGAAAGCAGCAAUUUCAAAGGAGCUUGAAAUUAAGGGACUUCAGGUGAACCAACAGACCUUCAACAAGACAAUACAGUUGUAUGAGACCAAGACCUCUCGUCACUCUGUCAUGAUUGUAGGUGGAACUCAAGCUGGUAAAUCUGUGUCCUGGCAAACACUUCAGGCAGCUAUGACCAGACUUAAUAAAGAGGGAGAUCCAAACUUCCAAAUAGUCAAGGUAUUUCCUCUGAAUCCAAAAUCCUUAUCACUAGGAGAACUGUAUGGAGAAUUUGAUCUUAACACAAAUGAAUGGACAGAUGGUGUAUUGUCCAGUGUGGUUAGAAAUGCCUGUAAUGAUGACAAACUAGAUGAGAGAUGGAUUUUAUUUGAUGGCCCUGUAGAUACCCUCUGGAUUGAGAGUAUGAACUCUGUGAUGGACGAUAAUAAGAUUCUGACUCUGAUUAAUGGAGAGAGAAUCUCACUUCCUGAACAAGUGUCCUUGCUGUUUGAAGUAGGAGAUUUAUCAGUUGCCUCCCCUGCCACUGUAUCUAGAUGUGGUAUGGUGUAUGCUGAUUAUUCUGAUCUUAAAUGGCAACCCUAUGUUGAGAGCUGGCUUGCCAAAAAGAAGGAAAAGCAAAUGGUAGAAGAAUUAAGAAGACUGUUUGAGAAAUUCCUUGUAAAGAUUUUAGAGUUUAAGAGAUUACAUUGUACAGAGCUUGUACCAAUAGCUCAGUUAAACGGUGUCAAAUCUUUGUGUAACUUGUUUGAUGCUCUGGCAACACCAGAUAACGGAGUUGAUCCUAUUGACCAAGAAAAUUACGUCCGAAUGAUUGAAUACUGGUUCCAGUUUUGUAUGAUUUGGUCCAUCUGUAGUUCUGUUGACGAGGAGGGUCGUAAGAGAAUUGACAAUUAUAUCCGUGAGACAGAAGGAACUUUCCCCAAUAAGGACACAAUCUAUGAAUACUUUGUUGAUCCUAAAAAUAAGAGUUGGGUUCACUGGGAGGAGAAACUUAAAACUGGAUGGAAAUAUGUUCCUGGAACUCCUUUCUUCCGAUUGAUUGUACCAACAGUAGACACAGUAAGGUACCAGUUUCUUGUGUCAUCUUUGAUUAAAUCAUUCAAUCCAGUAUUAUUGGUAGGACCAGUUGGAACAGGGAAGACUUCUAUAGCAAACAACACUCUAUCUAAGGUGGAUUCUAAAUCCUAUGGUGUUCUCACUGUGAACAUGUCUGCUCAGACCACAUCCAACCAAGUACAAGAAAUAAUAGAGAGUAGAGUAGAGAAGAGAACUAAGGGAGUGUAUGUACCAAUCGGUGGCAAGAAACUUCUUACAUUCAUGGAUGAUUUUAACAUGCCAGCCAAGGAUACGUUUGGAUCACAGCCUCCUUUGGAGUUGAUGAAGUUGUGGUUAGAUUAUGGGUUCUGGUAUGACAGAGAGAAACAAACACAGAAAGAAAUCAGGGAUAUGUUUUUAAUAGCAUCAAUGGGUCCCCCUGGUGGUGGACGUAUGGUCAUCUCUCCACGUCUUCAGAGCAGAUUCAAUUUGAUAAACAUGACAUUCCCACAUGAAUCUCAGAUAAAGAGAAUUUUUGGUAGUAUGAUCAACCAGAAAUUACAAGACUUUGAGGAAGAAGUGAAGCCAAUAGGAGAUAUUGUUACUACUGCUACUAUUGAAUUGUAUACUGCUGUAGUCAGCAAGUUCUUACCUACUCCAACCAAGAUACAUUAUCUCUUUAACUUGAGAGAUAUCUCUAAGGUAUUCCAGGGACUGUUGAGAGCCCACAAAGAUUUCCAUGAUACAAAACAAGCUAUAACAAGACUCUGGAUACAUGAAUGUUUCAGAGUGUUUUCUGAUCGUUUGGUGGAUGAAAAGGACACAGAGAAUUUCAUUGGAAUAAUGACAGAUAAACUAGGCUCCUUAUUUGACCAGACUUAUCAUAAUAUAUGUCCCAACAAGAUCCCACCUAUAUUUGGUGAUUACAUGAGUUUAGACCUUGUCUAUGAAGAUAUAACUGAUGUCAACAAACUAAAGAAACACAUGGUAGACUUGUUAGAGGAAUACAAUGGUUCACCUGGUGUAGUCCACAUGGAUCUGGUACUCUUCAAAGAUGCCAUAGAACAUGUAUCAAAGAUAGUUCGUGUAAUCAGACAGCCUCGUGGUAACAUGUUAUUGAUUGGUAUUGGAGGCAGUGGUAGACAGAGUUUGACCAGGUUAUCAUCGUACAUGUGUGAGAUGGCAACGUUCCAGAUUGAAGUUACUAAACAUUAUCGUAAAGCAGAAUUCAGAGAUGAUCUGAAGAGACUAUACUGGCAGGCUGGAGUUGACAACAAAGCAACUGUAUUUAUCUUUAAUGACACUCAAGUGGUAGAGGAAGGAUUCUUAGAGGAUGUCAACAACAUCCUUAGUAGUGGAGAGGUUCCUAACCUCUAUAAGGCUGAUGAGUUUGAGGAGGUGCGAAAUGCUCUGAUUGACUCGGCCAAGAAAGAAGGUAUUGACGAAAGCCCUCAGAGCAUAUUUGCAUACUUGGUCGAUAGAGUUCGAGCCAACCUCCAUGUUGUGCUGUGUAUGAGUCCAGUUGGAGAACCAUUCAGAAACCGUAUUCGUAUGUACCCAGCCUUUGUGAAUUGUACAACAAUAGAUUGGUUCAGUGAAUGGCCAGCAGAUGCUUUACUGGAAGUAGCAGAUAAAUAUUUAAUGGAAGUUCAGAUCGGAGGUGAUGAUGAGGAUAAGUUGAAACCUUGUUUGGCCCAGAUGUUCUCUACUAUGCACAAAUCAGUGUCAGAAUUCUCCAGAAAGAUGUUGAUAGAAAUGAAACGACACAACUAUGUUACACCUACUAACUACCUAGAACUUGUCAGUGGUUAUAAAAAACUUCUAAAUGAUAAGAAGAAGGAAUUAGGAGACCAAGCAAACAAGCUACGCAAUGGAUUGAGUAAGAUUGAUGAAACAAGAGAGAAAGUAAAGAACAUGACUGUAGAGUUAGAGGAAGCUAAGGUUAAAGUUGUACAGUUCCAGAAACAAUGUGAUGAAUAUCUAGUGGUCAUUGUACAACAGAAACGGGAUGCUGACGAGCAACAAAAGUCAGUAGCACAGAAGAGUGAGAGAAUUGGUGAAGAAGAAGUUAAAUGUCAACACAUGGCUGACUUAGCUCAACAUGAUCUGGAUGAAGCUUUGCCAGCUCUACAGGAAGCUAUAUUGGCUCUGGAAUCACUGAACAAGAAAGAUAUGACAGAAAUCAAGUCAUAUGCUAAACCUCCUGGACUAGUAGAGAAAGUGUUGGAAGCUGUCAUGAUCCUCAGGGGCAAUGAGCCUACCUGGUUAGAGGCCAAGAAACAACUUGGUGACCAGAAUUUCAUUAAACAGUUGAUGAACUUUGAUAAGGAUAAUAUUACUGAUCGUAUUCUGAAGAAGAUUGGAACAUAUUGUACUCAGUCUGACUUUCAACCAGAAGUGGUUGGCCGUGUCUCAACAGCUGCUAAAUCCCUGUGUAUGUGGGUCAGAGCUAUGGAAGUGUACGGCAGAAUCUAUAGGGUAGUGGAGCCAAAGAAACAAAGACUGCAUGCUGCUCAAGGUCAAUUGAAGGAGAAACAAGAUGCUCUCAGUGAAGCUAAAGCUAAACUAGCUGAAGUAGAGGCUAAAAUGGCACAGCUGAAGAAGGAAUAUGAUGAGAAGUUAGCACAGAAGGAAGAACUAAAACGUAAAGCUGAAUAUACAGAGAUGAUGUUAGAUAGAGCUGGAAAACUUGUAGAGGGACUGGCUGGGGAAAGAAUCAGAUGGGAGGAAACUGUUAAGCAAUUAGAAUUAAGAAUGGGUUUCUUACCAGGAGACUGUCUUAUUGCAGCAGCUUUUAUGUCCUAUAUGGGACCAUUCUUAUCAGAGUACAGAGAUCAGAUGGUUCAGAAGAUAUGGUUGGCUGAGAUUGUUAAACUAGGCAUCCCAACAGAUCCAUCAUUUGACUUCUGUGAGUUUAUGGCCAAACCUACCAGUGUACGAGAAUGGAACAUUCAAGGAUUACCUAAUGACAGCUUUUCUACAGAAAAUGGUGUAAUUGUAACAUCAGCAAGUAGAUGGCCCCUCAUGGUUGAUCCCCAGGGACAGGCCAUUAAGUGGAUUAAGAGCAUGGAGUCAUCCAGAGGUUUGAAGGUAGUAGAUUUACAACAGUCUGACUACAUGAGGACUAUGGAAUCAGCUAUACAAUUUGGUCUGCCUGUGUUGUUACAAAACGUACAGGAAAAACUGGACCCUUCAUUGGAUCCUAUCCUCAAUAAAUCAUUGAUUAAAAUAGGUGGUGCUUACAUGAUUAGGUUGGGAGACAAGGAGAUAGAGUAUAAUCCUGAAUUCAAGUUUUACAUAACAACAAAACUUAGUAACCCACAUUACACACCUGAAAUCUCUACCAAGACAACCAUUGUAAACUUUGCUGUCAAGGAGCAGGGUCUUGAGGCCCAAAUGUUGGGUAUUGUUGUAAAGAAAGAAAGAGCUGAGUUAGAAGAACAGAAAGAUCAGCUUGUGAAAAGUAUUGCCAGUGGAAAGAAAAAGUUAGAAGAAUGUGAAGAUGAAAUUCUCAGACUUUUGAAUGAGACAAAAGGAUCUCUAUUGGAUGAUGAACAACUGGUCAACACACUACAGCUGUCUAAAAUCACUUCACAGGAAGUAUCAGAAAAACUACAGAUUUCAGAACAAAAUGAAGUGAAGAUUGAUGCAGCUAGAGAAGGCUACAGACCGUCUGCUGAGAGAGCCUCUAUUUUAUUCUUUGUGUUAAAUGACAUGGGACGUAUUGACCCUAUGUACCAGUUCUCACUGGAUGCCUAUAUUGAACUGUUCUUAUUAUCCAUUGACAAAAGUCAGAAGAGUUCUAAACUGGAGGAGAGAAUCAACAAUUUGAAUGAAUAUCAUACAUAUGCUGUGUACAAAUAUGCAUGUAGAGGUCUGUUUGAGAGACACAAGUUACUAUUUUCCUUCCAAAUGUGUGUGAAGAUUUUAGAGAAUGCCAAUAAGAUUAACACAGAUGAAUACAGCUUCUUCCUGAGAGGGGGUGUGGUAAUGGAUAGAGAGAACCAAAUGGAUAAUCCCUGUGCUACCUGGUUAGGUGACACAGCUUGGGAUAACAUAACAGAGCUAGACAAACUUACCAACUUCCAUGGAAUUAUAACAUCAUUUGAACAGUAUCCUAGAGACUGGAAUAUAUGGUAUACAUCUUCUGAACCAGAAACAUCUCCACUUCCAAGUGAAUGGGACAAUGCUUGUAAUGAGUUACAGAGAAUGUUAAUCGUACGAUCACUCCGUCCAGAUCGUGUGUCUUUCUGUGCCACUUCAUUCAUAAUAAACAAUCUUGGGUCAAAGUUUACUGAGCCACCUGUCCUAGAUAUGGCCCAGGUAGUAGAAGAUUCCACCACCAAGACACCACUGAUCUUUGUUUUGUCACCGGGAGUGGAUCCAACAAGCCAACUUCUCCAAUUAGCAGAAGCUAAAGGUUUGGCUCAGAAAUUCCAUGCCUUGUCUCUCGGUCAAGGUCAGGCACCUAUUGCUACAAGGAUGAUUAAGGAAGGUAUCAGAGAGGGUAAUUGGGUAUUUUUGGCUAACUGUCACUUGUCUUUGAGUUGGAUGCCACAGUUAGAUAAGUUAGUAGAACAGUUACAGAUACAGAAGCCUGAGCCUCACCCAGAGUUCAGGUUAUGGUUAAGUAGUAGUCCUCAUCCAGAUUUCCCUAUAGCUAUUCUACAGACUGGUCUUAAAAUGACAACAGAACCACCUAAGGGACUGAAAGCAAAUAUGAAACGUUUAUACAACUUGGUAACAGAACAGCAGUUUGUAAGAUGUCCAAAACAAGACAAAUACAAAAAACUUCUGUUUUCUUUAUGUUUCUUCCAUUCUGUAUUGUUGGAGAGAAAGAAGUUUUUGAUGUUAGGAUGGAAUAUUGCCUAUGAGUUCAAUGAUGCAGAUUUUGAGGUAUCUGAAAACCUGUUGAGUAUUUAUCUUGAUGGCUACGAUGAAACACCAUGGGAAGCUCUGAAAUAUCUCAUCGCUGGAAUAAACUAUGGGGGUCAUGUGACAGACGAUUUUGAUAGACGUUUACUUACUACCUAUAUUAAUGAGUAUUUCCAUGAUGGCGUACUGCAAUCUGCCUUCUUCAAAGAAUCUGGACAAAUUUACCAUAACUACAGAUUAUCAUGUUUGCCAACUUAUUACAUACCUAAAGAUGGCCCCUUGUCAUCUUACAAGGAGUAUGUGAGUAUGUUACCUAAUGUGGACCAUCCUGAAGCCUUUGGACAACAUCCUAAUGCUGACAUAACAUCACAGAUUCAGGAGACAAGAUUGAUGUUUGAUACUUUACUUGGUUUACAGCCACAAGUGUCUGCCACUUCAGGUGGAGAAAGUCGAGAAGAUAAGGUAUUAGACCUUGCAGCAAACAUCUAUAAACAAAUACCAGAAAAUAUUGAUUAUGAUGGAACAGCUAAAAUCUUAGCACUGGAUCCCUGUCCAUUAAAUGUUGUGCUGUUACAAGAGAUUGAAAGAUAUAAUGCAUUGAUGAAGGAGAUUAGAGAAAGACUGGUUGAUCUAGAGAAAGGUAUACAAGGUUUGGUUGUCAUGACAAUGGAGUUGGAGAACAUAUUCCAGUGUAUAUUUGAUGGCAGAGUUCCUCCAACUUGGCUGAAGGCCUACCCAUCAAUGAAGCCUUUAGCGUCCUGGACCAGAGAUUUAGUAGCCAGAGUAGAACAGCUUGCCAAGUGGGCCGUGACAGCCCAUCCUCCAACCAUUUUCUGGAUGUCUGGCUUUACCUUCCCUACUGGUUUCCUGACUGCUGUCCUACAAACAUCUGCUAGACAAAAUAAUGUGUCUAUUGACACUCUAUCCUGGGAGUUCAGUGUUAUGACUGUAGGAGACGAGAACAUAGUUGGUCCACCAAAGGAUGGUGUUUACAUCAAAGGUUUAUUCCUACAAGGAGCCGGCUGGGAUAUUAAGAAUUCUUGUUUGGUAGAAGCUAAGCCUAUGGAGUUAGUCUGCCAGAUGCCAACAAUACAUUUCAAACCAGUAGAAAACAAGAAAAAGGCUGCUAAAGGUAUGUACAAUGCCCCCUGUUACUACUACCCUAACAGAGCUGGAUCGGCUGGCAGAGCAUCGUUUAUUGUAGCAGUGGAACUGAAGAGUGGAGAGAAGAAUGCUGAUCACUGGGUUAAAAGAGGAACAGCUCUAUUGAUGAGUUUGGACUAUUAAUUCUUUAUGAAAACAGAAAGAACAAAGAAAACAUUGACUUGUUGAUAAUGACUUAGUUUUUUUUAUUUGACAAAAAAAAAAUUGCAUAUAACUUUUUGAUUUGUUUUACUUAUUUUUUGUCCAGAUGUAAGAAUUUAUUAUAGUUGAAAAUUAUCAAUUAUAUUGACAUUGAAGUGCUGUGUAAGAUGUUAUUGUGAUAUCUUCUACUUUAGUUGUCAUGUGCUUUCAGAUUAUUAUAGCAAGAAGAAUAUACUGAAACAAUUUAAAAAAAUUAAUGCAUGCACAUUGUAUAUCAUAUCUUUUCAAAAUAAUCAUAUUUAAGAAAGAAAAAAAACACAGCUUUUUGUUUAAUACUUAAGUGCCAUUGCUGCAUAAUAAUAUGUUUUUAAUGAAGUAAAUAGGAUAUUAAUUUCAGAACAUUGAUUCAUUUUCCACAAAAUGAAAGAGUGUCCAAUUUACCAAUCAUGUUGUUUGAACUAACUCCUAUACUUUGUUGUUAAAAUUGAAUUUUUAUUUUAACUUUUUUAAAGGUUAAUAAAAGUUAUUUAAAAAGGAGCAUAAAAUAUCAUAGAAAAACAAUGAUCUAUACAUAAUCUACAGAUAUAUCCUUUCUCUUCCUAUUCCAAGUAACAUAUUGAUUAUUAUUGUUAACUGAACAAGCUGUUCACUGUGAUAUUUUUUUCAAAUUAGGUACAAGUAAAUCAUUCCGUCCAAUAUAAGAUAUUUGUUUAUAUUAUUUAAAUCCAAAACUACCGGUUUAU